Molecule: messenger RNA, 1054 nt
Organism: Prorocentrum cordatum
Lineage: Eukaryota; Dinophyceae; Prorocentrales; Prorocentraceae
Source: the annotation of a GenBank genome assembly
UUUUUCAGUUCGUAGUCCCUCUCUUGGACCCCUCUUGGCUCCAGAAUCACAUUCCAGCUCCAGCUAAUUUGCUUGAGCUAACCCUCGGCCCGCCCGCCCGCUACGCACAGGUAUGGUGCUGGGCAGUGGCGGCGGGAGGGGGCCAGCGCGGCCGCUGCUUUCCGAGGCGGCGCUGCGGCGCCGGCGGCCGCCAGCGCGCAGCCGAGGCAGCUGCAGGGGCUGGCGGCGACCGACGCCCUCGACAUCGAAGAUCUCUACAGUCUGGAACGGGUGCCUGGGAACGCGUGCCGCGAAGCUGCACGACGACGAGAGAGUGCAUUCCAACGGCCAGGACGUUCAGCAGGAGGGUUUCGCGCAGGAGGGCUCCGAGGCUGCAGCCUGUGACGACUCGGCUGGCAUCGUGAGCGUGGUUCCGAUGGCUCUCACCGCGGCGAUGCCUCAGCGUGAGGCGUUGGCGCAAGCUCUGGUCAUGAAGACUUCGUUGAGCAUCAGCUUCGCUGUGGGCCAGCCGCGCGCCUACGACGACCAGCAGCGCGCUGGCGAGGACCAGCAGCACGCCUCCUCCGACAAGAAGCGCGCAUGCGGCGUUCCGCAGCGCGCCAGCAUGGACCAGCAGCACGCCUGCUAAGACCAGCAGCGCACUGGCGACGACGUGGAGAGCGCCUACGGCGACCUCGCAGCACGCCUGCGACGACCACCCGCGCGCCGGCGAGGACCAGCAGCACGUCUCCUACGACCAGGAGCGUGCGACCGGCGACCUGCAGCACGCCGACAGGGACUAGCAGCACGCCGGCAACGGCCAGCAGCACGACGGCGUUGACGAGAGCGCCUGCGGCGACUCGCAGCACGCCUGCGACGACCCGCAGCGCGCUGGCGACGACCAGCAGCACGUCGGCAGACUGGGAUCGCGCCUACAGCGCACAGCAUCACGCCUGCGACGGCCAGGAAAGCGCCAACGAGGCACACCAGCACGCGGGCAACAGCCGCGCCAAGACUGCGAGGGCGGACCCGUCUGAGGCCGCCCGCUGUGCGAUGUACAUCACCGUGCUCGCCG